AUAGUAGUAUUUUUUAACCUUUAAUCUGUUGAAAUACAUCAAGAAAAUCAGGAUCAACUUCCAAUAUUUUUCUCCCUUCUCAUGGAGAUUGUGCACCGUCCAUAGUCAAUAUUUUUAAGUUUGAGAUUCCACUGUGUAGGGCACCUUGCUUUGUCACAGCUAGCAUUCAUCAGAUGGUUAUUACCAUGACCUUGUGUUUUGUCUGAUUUUCGAAAUUCUGAGGCUUGUUAAGCGUUUAAAGCCUACCAUUACUUUUUUUUUUCUGCUAAUUGAAUUUCAUUAACCCGAAGGAAGAACAUAAAAAUGCAACCAGGUCGGAUCUGGAUGGCGUUAGAUGAACAAACAAAUGGAGCCAGAAUCUUGCACAUUUUCCCCAAACCUUGGACUUGCUUAGAGGCCUUUUUCUUUUGCUGAAAUAAGAGUUUGCUUGCUUGCAUCCAUGAAGGUUCACUUGAGCUUCCCGUGGAAAGAAUUGAAAAGAAAAAAAAAAUGUGGGUUUAAGCUGUGAUUCAACUGUCGAUAUCGAAAGCUGACAGCAUACGGCUGAACCUCCCUGUUACUUCAACUGAUGAAUUCACAAACCACGUUUCUGCUUUCUUAUGUCAACGCGGCACGUUGCUCUGUCACUUACUUGGCAUUAUGUUUUUUUCCCUUUUUUUUUUUUCACGUCAAGAAUCCAAAAUUGUGUAUUUUACUGGUUCUUAGUUAGAAGUUAGAAUUUAGAAGGAUAGUAAUGAACCACCCAAAAAAAAAAAAAAAGAAAUAAAGACCAGGGAUAUAAGAAGUCAAGAACUCCUGGGCAAAAGGGAGGGAGCCAUUGAAGGCGUCUGCAUUAAUGCACUUGAGCUGGCAUUUAAUGGCGAUUAUCUUCGAUAACUUAAACUUUCUCACUCCAUCUCUUUAAUAUUUUGUCAUUCAAGAAGGCUAACAUACUGAGGGAAUGAUGUUGAAGAGAGUUGAAAUGAUUGAUGGUUUUGGAAUCUAAUGCUUACAUAUGUAAAUGUAUUAAAAUCAAGCAUAACAUCUCGUGAGGCCGAGAGCUGGGCCUUCAGCUCCCUAAAGAAACCCAGAGCCCUCUCUUCUUGCCAGAACAAAGGAUCCUCGUGAUGAAGAGCUCUUAUAUUUCACGAGUUUCAUAUUGUUACCCAGAGUUCAAACGUGCGUCGCAAACCACGAGCUUCAAAUACCCCCGCGUUCCUCUGCAACAUCCUUCAUCGGAUUCCAAGUAUCAUUGUCUCAACUUCUCCAUGGAAGCCAAAAUACAGCUUCUCUUGUCAACUCUUUUACUCUACUCAGUUUCCGUCCAUGCAAACACUCUUCAGACUUACAUAGUUCAGUUGCAUCCACAAGGUGUAAGCAGCUCAUUGUUUCCUACCAAACUUCAAUGGCAUCUUUCAUUUCUUGAACAAACUCUUUCCUCCGAGGAAGACCCUUCUUCUCGUCUUCUCUACUCUUAUGGUUCUGCCAUGGAAGGUUUUGCAGCUCAGCUGAGUGAAACUGAGCUAGUGUCAUUGCGGAGUUUGCCUGAUGUUGUUGCAAUCAGACCUGACCGGUUGCUUCAGGUUCACACAACUUACUCUUACAAGUUCUUGGGACUUAGUUCCACUAGAGAUGGUGCUUGGAUUAAAUCUGGAUUCGGUCGUGGAACAAUCAUUGGGGUGCUUGACACAGGAGCUUGGCCAGAGAGUCCUAGUUUCAAUGAUCAUGGAAUGCCACCUGUGCCCAAGAAAUGGAGAGGGAUUUGCCAAGAAGGACAAAGUUUCAAUGCCACGAAUUGUAACCGGAAACUCAUUGGUGCAAGAUUCUUUAUAAAAGGUCAUCAUGUUUCCUCAGCGUCACCAUCAGCCAACAUGAUUGAAGAGUAUAUAUCACCAAGGGAUUCCUCCGGACAUGGAACUCAUACAUCAUCCACAGCUGGAGGAGUUUCUGUUCCAAUGGCAAGCGUGCUUGGAAAUGCUGCUGGUGUGGCCCGUGGAAUGGCCCCCGGAGCCCACAUUGCUGUGUACAAAGUUUGCUGGUUCAAUGGCUGUUACAGCUCAGAUAUCCUAGCUGCUAUGGAUGUUGCAAUUGCAGAUGGAGUUGAUGUGCUUUCACUCUCUCUAGGUGGCUUCCCAUUGCCACUUUUUGAUGAUAACAUAGCCAUCGGCAGUUUUCGAGCAGUCGAGCAUGGAAUAUCAGUAAUCUGUGCUGCAGGAAACAAUGGCCCAAUUCAAAGCUCAGUUGCAAACAUAGCUCCUUGGAUUGCUACCAUUGGUGCUAGCACACUUGACCGGAAGUUUCCAGCCAUAGUUCGGAUGGGCAAUGGAGAAUUCCUUUAUGGAGAGUGUAUGUUCCCAGGGAACAAGUUACCAAGCGCCGAAAAGGAACUUGAACUGAUCUACGUCACUGGUGGGAACAGCGGAAGUGAAUUUUGCUUCAGAGGGUCUCUCCCAAGGGCAAAAGUACGAGGCAAAAUGGUUGUUUGUGAAAGAGGUGUCAAUGGAAGGGCAGAAAAAGGUGUAGCUGUAAAAGAAGCCGGUGGUGCUGCCAUGAUAUUAGCAAAUACAGAGAUAAACCUCGAGGAAGACUCAGUUGAUACUCAUGUCUUGCCAGCAACUGAGAUUGGUUAUGCGGAGGCAGUACGUCUAAAGGCUUACAUGAACACUACCAGUCGUCCUAGAGCUCGAAUCAUAUUUGGUGGAACUGUUAUUGGGAGGUCAAAAGCACCUGCCGUAGCACAGUUUUCAGCCAGAGGGCCCAAUUUAUAUGAUCCUUCAAUCCUAAAACCAGACGUGAUUGCUCCAGGGGUUAAUAUCAUUGCUGCUUGGCCUCAAAAUUUAGGUCCCACUGGUCUUCCCGAAGAUGCUAGAAGAGUUAAUUUCACUGUCAUGUCCGGAACUUCCAUGGCAUGUCCUCAUGUCAGUGGAAUUGCAGCUCUGAUUCACUCAGCACACCCAGCAUGGACCCCAGCAGCUAUUAAAUCUGCAAUAAUGACAUCUGCUGAUGUAAAUGACCAUAGGGGAAAACCAAUAAUGGAUGGAAACAAACAGGCUGCUAUUUUUGCUAUUGGAGCUGGACAUGUAAACCCUGAUAGGGCCAUCGAUCCAGGAUUGAUAUACGAUAUCAUGCCAGAUGAAUAUGUCAUUCAUCUUUGCACCCGUGGAUACACAAGAUCAGAUAUUUUUACAAUCACACACAGGAACGUGAGUUGCAGUGAGAUUUUACAGAUGAACAGGGGUUUCAGCCUCAAUUACCCCUCCAUAUCUGUAGCUUUCAAGCAUGGAAUUGAGAGUAGGAUGAUCACAAGGCGACUGACGAAUGUGGGAAGUCCUAAUUCUAUAUAUACAGUGGAAGUGAAGGCUCCUGAGGAAGUCUUGGUGAGAAUCAAACCUCAAAGGUUAAUGUUCAAGCAUAUCAAUCAAAGUUUGAGCUACAGAAUAUGGGUAACAUCAAGGAAGAAAACAGAAACAAAGAGGACAAGCUUUGCAGAAGGGCAAUUGACAUGGGUGAAUGCUCACAAUAACUUCUACAGGGUUCGAAGUCCUAUUUCAGUCACUUGGAAGUAGUAGCAGCUUAGCACCUACAAGUUCUUGCGUUAAUUUCUCAUUGAAUUAUGCUUUAUCAAUAUUUUAGUUGAGCAUAUGCCAAGUUUAAUUGCGCAGAAAUUAAAAAAAUAUUGGCAAAAGCCUCUUCAUCAUCAAAAUGAAGAGUGAAGCAACUAUAAUAACUGCGAUUGUAUAACGUACAAUUGGACUAUUAAACUCUUUGUUACUUACUAAACAUGUUCCAUAUCAUUUUAAUUUCCUGUGUAGCCAAUUAGUGAACAUUCAUAUCUCAAGAACUGUAGUCACUUACAGA
Molecule: messenger RNA, 3837 nt
Organism: Durio zibethinus
Lineage: Eukaryota; Viridiplantae; Streptophyta; Magnoliopsida; Malvales; Malvaceae
Source: RefSeq, a predicted model, not a curated record